AAUGAGCCCGCCAUCUUGCGAUUUCACCUGUUAACCUGCAGUAGCAUCAUCGUUUUGGAGAGUUGCGAGGCUAGAAACAGUGCCAUAGAGCAGAGGAUGCUAUCCCGGGGCUUUCAGCGCUCCUAACUUAGAGAGCCAAAUCGAAGUGGUGGUCAAUACCUUCAAAGUUCUCGAAUGUUAAACGGUGCCAUGAAAGGAGCGAUUAGCAGCCCGGUGUCUGCCGCCAUGGAGGAUGCUUUUGGAUGUGCGGUGAUGAACCGCUUCUCCCAGCUGCUGGAUGAUGAAGCAGACCCGUUCGAUAUUCUGCGGGAAGCCGAGGAGCGGAAAAUUAAGAAAAAGAAAGAGGAACUCAAGAAAGGCAACGUUACCCAGCCCAAGUCGGGUAAACGGGAGACUCAGAGAGAUCGAAAAUUCCUCGCAUUUCCCCCCAACGACGAGGAGGCGAUUUCGAGGAUCUCCGCAGGUCAGAAGCGCCCUCCCAGAAGUGGUUCUCAACCGGUUCAGAAUGAGAACCGUGGAACAGAGGCAAAAAUAGAACGAAAUGAACGUCGAGUCAUUUUUCGAGAGAAUCGUCAAAAUGAUGCUGAUGUGCCUGUGGAGUUUUCUGUAGAAAUGUCAUCUGACAGAUAUGACCGACCAAUGAGAGGUCGUGGAGCUGGGAGAGGAGGGUUUCGUGGUAGAGGAAGAGGGGGAUUUCAGCGAAACUUUGAUGGUUUUGACCAAAGAGGGAAAAGAGAAUUUGAACGACAUAGUGGGAGUGACAGAGCGGGAAUUAGACCUGAGGAAAAGCGUGGUGGAAGUGGACCUCGUAAUUGGGGAUCGGUUAAGGAUGAAAUGAGUGAAACUGAGCAGAAUGUUCCUGUUGAAGAGGCUCCAGAAACGGAGGCAAGUGAAAACCCAGAUAUCGAUGGGGAAGGCCGAGGAGUUGAUGGUGAAGUAGAUCAGCAACAGGAUGUCGCUGCAGAGAUGAGUUUGGAUGAAUGGAAAGCUCUACAGGAGCAGAGUAAACCAAAGGCUGAAUUCAACAUUCGUAAACCUGACACCAAGAUGCCCUCCAAAGCUUUUGUUAUUCAUAUUUCAAAGUAUAUAAAUCACCUGGGAGAUGUUGAAGAUCGGCAGAUUUUUCGGAGGCCUACCAAUGAUAUUACCUCACAGCUUGAUAUAAAUUUUGGCAAUUUAUCCCGUCCUAGCCGUGGAGGUAGAGGUGGGCGUGGGCGUGGAAGAGCCUUCUCCAGUAGGCCAGAAGCAGUAGCACAGGCUGAAGUGGCUCCGGCUCCAGCUCCGGCUCAGGUUCAGGCUCUUGCUCCAAACCCAGAUGACCCGGAGGAUUUCCCUGCCUUGUCUUGAACACUGAUUUUUGCUUGGCCAAUGGAAGGGCUUAAGGCAGGUCUCAACUUCUUUUGGCCCUCAACUGUUUGCACACUGAAAUAUGAUUGUUGCAUUAUUGGAGCUAGCUGAAAAGUUAUAUAUUUUUUUGAAACAUUAUACAAGUGUAUAGUUUAAAAGCUGUACAAAAUUAAUAAAUAUU
Molecule: messenger RNA, 1528 nt
Organism: Erpetoichthys calabaricus (reedfish)
Lineage: Eukaryota; Metazoa; Chordata; Cladistia; Polypteriformes; Polypteridae
Exons: 8
Coding region: 175-1347 (390 amino acids)
Biological process (GO): positive regulation of translational initiation; positive regulation of RNA splicing
Cellular component (GO): cytoplasm; nucleus
Molecular function (GO): RNA binding
Source: RefSeq, a predicted model, not a curated record